Messenger RNA from Apis cerana (Asiatic honeybee), 501 nucleotides. RefSeq names its product transmembrane protein 216. Gene Ontology annotation, biological process: non-motile cilium assembly. Lineage: Eukaryota; Metazoa; Arthropoda; Insecta; Hymenoptera; Apidae. The record is from RefSeq and is a predicted model, not a curated record. Gene Ontology annotation, cellular component: ciliary transition zone.
AUGCCUACAAUAGCUAGCUCAUCUUUAACAUAUGAAAUUCUUAUGUAUUUAAACUCUUUUUAUUUUGGUAUGUUUGCUAUAUGUGAAUUGGGUAUGGGCUUCUUCAAAGCUGCGAAUCUACCUUCUGGCACAAGUACUACAUUUACAGAGUUUAUACUCUUAUUCCUCCUUAUAAUCACAGAAGGAUCCAGAAUUUACUUUGGAAGGAAAGGGAAUUUGACGGAACAUGGAUUACCAAUUCUUAUUGGAGUUAUUUUAACAGUACCCAGCUCCUUAGCAACAUUAUAUUUUUUAUUCUGGCAAAAUUAUGUACUCAAAUUAGAAGUAAUUCUUUGCAGCAUACAAUUGGUACUUUUAGCAUCUGAAUUAAUUAUUUCUAUUUCGUGUCUUAUAGCCAUCUAUAAACCUUCAUCUCCAGAAGAAUGAACAAUCAUAUUAAUAUUCAAGAAUUCAAUUACAUCGCAUUGUAUAUUUCUGUAUAUUAAUAAAAGUGAAAAUCAA